GGCGGGAGCGGCCGGCGGCGCGGCGGCGGCUGUCAGUCUGUGCCGAGUGAGCGCGGUGGCAUGGCGUCCCUGUCAGCGAUGCUUCCGUACGAGUCGGCGGGAAUCUUUGAGCAGCCGAAGCAGAAGUUCGCCUUCAAAGUGCCGCGCGUGGUCUCCGACCAGAAGGGCAAGUUCGAGCAGGAUGACUGGUUCAAGAAGGUGACACGUGCCUCGGAGGCGAGGUACACCGGAAACCGCGAGAGGCCCAUGGAGGAGCGCAGGGCCAAGUUCCAGAGUGAUCUCAAGACCAACGGCCGCACUGAGCUGGCACUGACUCAGAACGGGCUAAACCUCAUCCUGGAGUUCGACAUUUCACCAAACGGCUACACGGGCCGUGCGCCGGACGUGGACUUCGCCAAGGAGCCGGGAAUGGUCCACCUCACCUCCAAGAGCAUCAUCCUGAACGGCGUGUGCGUCAGGUGGCGGGGCGUCUUCAACCUGGAGAGCCUGAACGGCACCGGCUCCAUCGAGUUUGACGACGAGAUGGCCCAGGAGGAGGAUAACCGUCUGAGGCAGCAGAUGGAGUACUAUAAUCAGAGGAUACGCGACUUCAAUGACCGACAGAAGUACAAACGAGAGGCCGACUGACCGGGUAGAUGGCCGCGACUGACGGUGUGAUAUUGGGUGUACCAUUGACGCAGAGGCGGCGCCAGGCGACUGCGGAGGGCGGCACCGGCCCCCCACCAGGGGCGGCGGCAGGCGGCAGUGGGGUCGCACCGCCGGGCGGCAGACGGCAGGCGCCGCGGACCGUGCAAUAGCCGCGCCUGGCCGCCGCCCGCCGCGGCGGUGACCUGGGACCGGUCGCCAGUGACCUGUAACUGCAGUGACCUGGGCGCCGCCGCCCCUCACUAUGAGCCGGUCCGCCCCCGGCCUGUACCUAUGUAUGUAUUGAGUGGCUGGCGCCAUGUGUUCAGACAGUGCAGUGUAAUUCAUUAUGUACCGACAUGUCUCCUAAUAUAUGUGUAUGAUGUAGAGAA
This is a messenger RNA of Amphibalanus amphitrite, 1016 nucleotides long. RefSeq names its product protein big brother-like (gene Bgb). Gene Ontology annotation, biological process: regulation of transcription by RNA polymerase II. The record is from RefSeq and is a predicted model, not a curated record. Lineage: Eukaryota; Metazoa; Arthropoda; Thecostraca; Balanomorpha; Balanidae. Gene Ontology annotation, molecular function: transcription coactivator activity; sequence-specific DNA binding. The transcript has 6 exons. Gene Ontology annotation, cellular component: nucleus; core-binding factor complex. The coding region runs from base 61 to 627 and encodes 188 amino acids.